Messenger RNA from Rhinichthys klamathensis goyatoka, 1080 nucleotides. RefSeq names its product nucleotide binding protein 2 (MinD homolog, E. coli) (gene nubp2). Gene Ontology annotation, cellular component: cytosol. Lineage: Eukaryota; Metazoa; Chordata; Actinopteri; Cypriniformes; Leuciscidae. The transcript has 7 exons. Bases 113 to 916 code for a protein of 267 amino acids. Gene Ontology annotation, biological process: iron-sulfur cluster assembly. The record is from RefSeq and is a predicted model, not a curated record. Gene Ontology annotation, molecular function: ATP-dependent FeS chaperone activity; ATP binding; 4 iron, 4 sulfur cluster binding.
GAUGCUUUGCACUCUAGUAUCUGAUUGGACGAGCUUGUCCUAUUAGGCGGGAUCAAAAACGCGUUCUGCGUCAGUAUGACGUGUAACAAUGCGGAAAUAAAAAUAAACCAACAUGGACAGCAGCGAGAAAGGGAACCUGUCUGAGGUGAAGCACGUGGUUCUGGUUCUGUCUGGUAAAGGUGGAGUGGGGAAAAGCACCAUCACCACUGAACUCGCCCUAGCGCUCACACAUGCAGGCAAGAAGGUGGGAAUCCUGGAUGUGGAUCUGUGUGGGCCCAGUAUCCCGCGGAUGCUGAGCGUGGGGAAGCCGGAGGUGCAUCAGUGUGACUCGGGCUGGGUUCCCGUGUACGCAGACCCUCAGCAGAAGCUCGCGCUCAUGUCCAUCGGCUUCCUGCUGGAGGACUCGGAUGAGGCCGUCGUGUGGAGGGGGCCCAAAAAAACAGCUCUGAUUGGGCAGUUUGUCAGUGAUGUGGCAUGGGGCGAACUGGACGUUCUGCUAGUGGACACGCCACCGGGGACGUCAGACGAACACCUGGCCGUGGUCGAGAACCUGCGCAAACAUAAAGUGGACGGAGCCGUGCUGGUCACUACACCGCAGGCAGUGUCUACAGGAGACGUGAGGCGCGAGAUCACCUUCUGUAAGAAGACCGGUGUGAAAAUCCUGGGCAUUGUGGAGAACAUGAGCGGCUAUGUGUGUCCACACUGUUCUGAGUGCAGUAACAUUUUUUCUAAAGGUGGAGGUGAGGAAUUAGCCAAGCUCACAGGAUCUGUGUUUCUAGGCUCAGUCCCGCUGGAUCCUCUCCUGACAGCGCGUUUAGAUGAGGGACGGGAUCUCCUGCAGGUGUUUCCAGAGAGCAGCACAUACACAGCCAUCAGUGAUAUAGCAAACACUCUCCUCAGCAGCCUGGAUGCCUGAAACACACCAACACGGACUGAGAGAGGACGCGUCACAUUCAUGUUACAUGUGAUGUCAUUUGUUAAGAGAGAAUUUAUCUGUAAAUGUGUUUUUUCCCAUUAAAUCUGGAGAUAUAUGUUAUUGGGAAUGCAGUGUUUUUCAUACUGGUGCAACUUUCAAUAAAA